This is a messenger RNA of Menidia menidia (Atlantic silverside), 3464 nucleotides long. Lineage: Eukaryota; Metazoa; Chordata; Actinopteri; Atheriniformes; Atherinopsidae. The record is from the annotation of a GenBank genome assembly.
AUGACCAGCGUUGUCUGACAGACUUCUGGGAGUUAUUUCCAAACACCUCGUCGUCGGCCAACAGAAACCAGGGCUUUUUGGUGGAAUAUAGGUGUCAUGGAACAAGAAAGUAAUCUGUCUUCAGAAGGUAUUGGAGAACUUUCUGUCGUAUUCGGCCGAGUCCUGCUGAAGCUCCAGAAUGCCAUCACCAGCACAGUUUUACAGCUCCGUCUGAAAGUUGUACAGAGUUUCACAGUAUUCUCUGUGCUCCUCCUGCUCCUCUGGAUUUCUGCCUUUUUAUAUGGCAGCUUCUACUACUCAUACAUGCCGAGAGCAACUUUCACUUCACCCGUGCACUAUUACUACAGGACAGACUGUGAAUCUCUUUCUUCAUUCUAUUGUUCUUAUCCCGUUGCCAACGUCUCUCUGAUGAGAAACAAACAACAUGUGAUGACAUUCGGCCAAGUCUAUCGGAUCUCUUUGCAGUUGGAGAUGCCCGAUUCUCCAACCAAUCAUGACUUAGGGAUGUUCAUGAUUAAAACGACCUGCUUUUCGGAGCAUGGAGGGCAAGUUGCAGCCUCCGCUCGCUCUGCCAGACAACUGCUGAAAGCCUCCAGCUCUCGCUUUGGCAUGCUGCGGUACCAGUCAGAUCUGCUGAAGACUCUGGGAACACUACUUCUCCUGCCAGCCUUCCUGACGGGAGCAGCCGAGCAAAAACAAGUACUGGAUGUCGAGCUCUAUUCAGAGUACAUAGAUGACCCUUAUGUCCCUUCAGUCACAGCUGUCAUCGAGAUCCUGUCCAACAAGGUUCAGAUCUACUCAUCCCACCUGUUGAUUCACGCUCAUUUCACUGGCAUAAGAUACUUGCUCUUCUAUUACCCUGUCCUGUCUGCCUUUGUGGGCAUUUCCACUAACUUCAUCUUCCUCAGCUUCCUCUUGAUUCUCAGCACCACAGGGCAGCUGUUUAGGCAGAAACCAAAGCAGCUUACAGAGGAUGAGCAGCUGCCCACAAUGAUGGAUAACACAAACAACCAGCCGCAUGAUGAGAACGAGUUUGCUGCAGGAACUGCAGAGGUGAUGGGGCCUCACCACAUGGACCCUGCAGAUCGGGACACUGAGGAGCUCUAUUCACACCGCGGCAAUGACACAGAGAUGAAGAAUGGAAAUGUAUCUGGUCAAAGUGAAAGAGAAACACAUGGUGUGCUCAUGGAACAGAAUCACCAUCAACGCUUUCAGCCGGACACAAACAUGGAUACUUCAGAUGACAGCCACAUGGAGACGAUGGAUACGGAGACAGAGAACGCUGACUCAUGCUCCAGACUAACAGAUGAGGCACCUCAAUAUCUGUUAAUCAGUGAUAAGCCGUCCGGUAGCUGCAAAGAGAUCCGAGAGCGAUUCAGACCCAAACUCCUGACAACAAAAAGCUUCCCCCCCUAUAAUCAGUGUAUUGGAGGACUAGGAGACGACGGAGAGUUCAAGGAGUUUAAUUCAGAAUCAAACACUGUGUGCCAACAAAAUGUAGAUGAAGCUGGAGAGGAAAAACCUAAAAGCACAGAAAGAAAAACAGACCUGAACCCAAGGUGGCCAAAGGACGGAGUGAAGGCUAAAUGGAGGUCCAGGAGAAAGGAGAGAUCUGGGGGAAACCCUGAAGGCACAGAAGGCUUGGAGAAAGGAAGAUGGAGUGGUAAAAGAAGGGUGGAGGAGAGUGUGAAGGAAAUGGAGCUGUUGGACGAGGAGAGGGAAGGGGGCGCAAACAAUGAGGAGAAACACUGGAGUAGAAGCUCCAGUUUUGAAAAAGUCAGAAAAGAAGAAGACAAAGAAGCUUCAGCGGUGCAGGGGGAGAACAGCAGCAGAGGAGAGAGCCCUGAGGGAGAGGAGGAUGAGGGCGAUGGAAUGACAGAGGGCUCCGCACAUCCACAUCCAAUUCUCGCCAGACUGUUGCACUCAUCAUCCACGUCCUCCUCCUGCUCCUCCAUCAACCUCUCCUCAGCAGAGAGUGAUGAAGUCUUCAGUGAAGGAGAGGAUGCAACAUCAAAGAGGAACAGCUUCAGGAAGUGUCGCUCCUGGAAAACCUUCCUGACCAUGAUGCAUUGGUCCCUUCGCCGGCAGAGCUCCUGGGUCCAGCUGGCUGGCCAUCAAGGUAACUUCCAGCUAAGUAAAGGGGGCGAGGUCCUGAAACUGUACAGUGAACCUGAGGCAAAGUGUCUGGACUGCCUGAUGCGGGACCCGCUGAAACCGUUUGUCCCGCAGUACUACGGUUUGGUUACCAGAGGGGAGCACUGCUACAUCCGGCUGGAAGAUCUACUCUGCGGCCUGAGGAGGCCUGUUAUCAUGGACUGUAAGAUGGGAGUCCGGACAUACCAGGAAGCUGAGCUAGUAAAAGAACGUUCCAAAACCACCCUGAGGAGUGACAUGUACCAUAAGAUGGUGAAAGUAGACCCUACAGCCCCAUCAGCUGAGGAGCACACAAAAAAAGGAGUGACCAAAUGUCGCUACCUUCAGUGGAAGGACACGACCACCUCCACGUCCACGCUGGGCUUCAGGAUAGAGGGCAUUAUGAUGGAGGACGGCAGUGUCCAGAGGGAUUUCAGAAAAAUCCAGACUUUGACUCAGCUCACAGAGGCGUUGCUGUACUUCACCAGGAGCCACCUUAACACCCUGAAAGCAUAUCACUCCAGACUCCUGGACCUGAAGGAUGCACUCAAGAGCUCACAAUUUUUCAGAACCCAUGAGGUGAUUGGCAGCUCGCUUCUCUUUGUCCACGACCACAGCAAGGCCAGCGUGUGGAUGAUAGACUUUGGAAAGACCACCCCUCUGCCUGACAUGACGGAGCUCCAACACACCAUCCCUUGGUCAGAGGGGAGCAGGGAGGACGGUUACCUCAUUGGUCUGACCUCUCUCAUCACCUCUCUGGAUCAGGCCAUUAGUGUGGCCUCUGGGCAGCAGGAGGACAACUGUGGAGAGGAAAUCAGCUUUACAUGAAGUAUUCCGGGGUGUGCCUGUGACACAAAACCGAACUGAAUUUCAGAAUAAUAAAGGGCAGCUGUUACACUUUCAAAUUGUUAGAUAAACAUCUCUUCAUCUGACUUUGAAUGAAGUAAAAGAAGAGAAGGGAGCUCGGUGAAACUAAGACCUAUAACACUGGUGAAAAGAUUGUUUUGUCUGUACAUCUGGUAUGUACAAAUUCCAGAAGCCAAGAUAGUGGUGUCUCUUUAUCUUUUCUACAUUGUAUUUUCUUUACUCGCAGAAGGCAGGAAAUCCACUGAUUGUCUUUAUCUUCUGAUUACUUAUUUUUGGUUGGUAGGUUUCACAAACUAAGCUUAUGAGUUUACAGCAGCAAAUAUAGUGAAAGGUGUUUUCAAACACGCACAUUGUGUUGAACAGUGUCAUGUUCUACCAGUUUUCAAUCAGUAUGUGUUCAAAUUUGUAUCAAUGCUUACAAGAGGACUACACACCAUGCAUUAAAAAACAGAUAGAUUAAUUUU